GCCAAGGCCGCCGAGGCACAGGCUAAGGCGGCAAGCCUCUCCAGAGCGGCAAGGAUGCACCGCGACGCCAACGCCGUGGGCAAGGCUGAGCGCAGGCUCACGGCGGCCCGCAAGGCGCUCGAGGAGAAGAACCAGGCCGUGCACGAGGCCGAGGACCGCGUCCAGCAGGCGCACGAGGAGCUGGCCCAGCUGGCAGCCGAGCGCGACGAGAGCGAAGCUCGGCUCCGCGAGCUCGAGGCCGAAGCUCAGGCGGCAGCUGAGGAGGAGGAGCGCCGCAAGGCGGCGGCAGUGGUCGAGAGCAGCCCAGUGCCAGGGCUCCUCUUCCAGCUCGACCACCUGGAGGACGCCUGGCGCUCAGGUAAUUUCCAGACUGCUUGGGUCGAGGUGCAGAGGCCGCGCGUCGCGGCGACGCUGCCGGCCCGUGGACGCCGGUCAGUGCAAAUCUUCGGCGGCAUCUGGCUGAUGCCGCUGAUGAGCUCCCUCUUGCCGCUAGCCAGCCCGUGGAUGGCGGCGGGGAGUCCAAUGGGUCUGGGCUUUGACGGGCGGGUCAUGCCGCCUGGUGAAGGGGCCGCUGCGUCGCCAGGCCAGCGCAUGGCGGCAGCUGAGGCCCUUGGGGGCCACCGUGCCCCGCGGCCCCCAGCAGCGGCGUCGGUGAUCGGCGGCCUCCCUGGGCGCGGCGGUGGCCCCUCAGCGCCGGGCGCCCCCGGCAGCGCGGCUCUCCCUGGUGGACUCGUGGCCCUGGGGUGCAACGGCAACACCUGGGACAGGAGCAUGGAAGUCCUCGAGAGCUACCGCGCGCGAUUCGGGCACUGGCCGCACCUCGUCAUGCUCCAGGAGACGCGGCUGGAGCGCAGCGAGCAGCUCUCGGCGGCCCGUGCCAGGGCCCGCAGGCUCGGCUAUGAAGCCUUCCUGCAACCAGCCGCCCACACGGAGGGCCUCGGACCCUUGAGCAACUCAGGGGGCGUUGCCAUCCUGGUGAGGCAGGACCUCCAGGCCCAGCUGGUACCUUGGCAGCUGCCCGCGGAGGUCUCGCACCGCCUCGUCGGAGUUACAGUGGCGACAGCUUCGGGGCUGGAGGUAAUGGCUGCCUCGGCCUACUUCCAGCACUCCCUCGGGCCGAAGGGCGUCAACCUCGACAUCGUCAGCGCCUUCAGCGGCCUCGCCACGACAGCUGGCCGCAUGCCGUGGCUCCUCCAGGCGGACUUCAACAUGGAGCCGUCCGUGCUGGACGAGCUGGGGUGGCCCAGAGGACAGCUCGGCGUCUACCUGGGCCCUGGGGCGCCCACCUGCUUCGCCCAGCGCCAGGAGCACGAGUACGACUGGUUCACGUGCUCACGCGCCUUGGCGCACACCACGCGGGCCUGCCGCGUUCUCAGCGGCUUCGGGCUCCACCCCCACCAGCCCGUCGAGCUGGUGCUGCAGGACGCGCGGCCGGACGCGCUGGUCCAGGUGCUGCGCCGGCCCGGGCGCUUCCCCGACCUCGACCUGAAGGAAUGCACCCCCAGCGAGAGCGCCGAGGUGCAGCGCUACGUCCGUACGGGGCCCUCGGCCUGGCGCGCCGAGGCGGUUGCUUGGGGAUGGGAGCCGGGCUCGGCCCCAAGCAAUCUAGGCUCAGCGGUGCACCAAUGGAUCCAGGCUGCCGAGGGCACCCUGGUCGGCAUCCACGCCACCGACGCCAGUCAGCGGGCCAGAUUCCCAGGGAGGGCCGACGCGCCCCAGCUGGUCUACAAGCCGCUGUCUGCCGUGGUGCGACGCGAGUACCGCCUGAGGCACUCCGCCUUGACGCACCACAUCCGUCUGGCCCUGGAUCUCGCUCUGCAGCGAGUGAAGGCCGCCGUCACCGAGACCUGGCAGGAGGCCCACCGCUCCUGGUACGUUACGCAGAGGGAGCGCCGCGUCAAGCUGCUAAACGCUUCCACCCAGGAGGCGCGAGACGAGGGAGACCUGGACUUCGACGUCAGCGACUGGGAUGACCUGGUGUACUACGCGGGCGUCGAGGGCCACGGCGGCGCCAUUGCCGUGUUGCAGCAACGCCGCCUGGCCCACCGGUUCGCCAAGGCUGCCCCGCCGCCUCGUGUCCUCGAUCCCGACUCGGGGCGGCCGCUCGCUGGCAUGGCCGCCAUCGGUGAGCUGGGGCAGAGCUGGAAGCGCCUCUGGCUCCAAGCGGGCUUCGUCGGCGGCUCCGGAGUGGAAGGGUGGGACACGCGCGGGUGGCAGCUCCCGCCUCUGUCCCUGGAGCAGCUCCAGGGGGCCUGCCGCUGGUACUCCCCUACCUGCGGCCUCGGGGCCGACCAGCUUCACCCGCGGCAAAUCCUGCUGCUGCCGCUGGCCAUGCAAGUGCGCUUCCUAGACCUGCUCACCUGCUACGAGGCGCAGCCGCGCGCGUCCAAGACCCACUUCCUGGCCUCCAGCACGGAGCUCGGCCAGAGCCUCCAGGUGUGCUGGGGCGAUGCCGGGUGGCGCUUCGAGCGCGCGCUCCAGGCGCGCAACCUUGGCACCGACGCCAAUGUCACUCGCCGGGGCGUCCACGAGGGCCACGGCAGGGCCGCCGAGGCCCUUGCGCGAGCCAGGAGGCUGCGGGUCCUCAAGGCAGCUGGAGCUGAAAUCGACGCCGUGCACAAGGCGGGACCCACGGCCAGCAUGGCGUGGGGGCGUACGGUGACUGGCAUUGCUGACGGCGAGCUCCACUGCUGGCGGGUCGCGGCGGCGAGGAGCGCAGGCCGGCUGCCCAAUGGUGCGUCUCUGGGUUUCCGCCUGCGUGCGGCCGAGGUGCAAAGGAACCGUAGCCUGGACCCAGCUGCCAUCUUGGCGGGGCAGACGGUCUCGAUGUUGGCCUCGCUCCUCCAGUCUGGCGAGGUUCCGUUGGGCAUGAUGCGGGCGGGCCUCGAAGCGGCCGACUCGCGCCACCAGCAGUCUGCCUCGCCAUGGGUGGCGUGCCGGUCGCCGAUCGACGCCGCAGUGCUCUCCAUGAAGCGCAUCGGUCGGCACUUCGUGUCCGAGCGCCAGCUGGUGACCGACCAGGGCGACGUGCUCAACCUCCUGGAUCUCGGCCCGCGUGACCUCGGGCAGGAGGCCGCGUUUGGGGCCCGGCGAGCCUCCGACCGCAGCGAGCUCCAGAGGCUGGCCAAGGGUGGCUGGCACACCCAACCGCUCUUCUGGGACGCCAUCGGCGGGCUCAUCGGCCCUGGCGGGCUGCUGGGCGCACGGGAGAAGGCGGCCUUCGUCUCGUAUCUGAGCAACGCGCACUGGCCUCAGCAGCGGCUGUGCCGAUCAGGCGAGCGGAACCACAGCCGCUGCUGCCUUUGCGGGGCGGCGAGAGGGACGCUGUGGCACCGCCUCUUCGAGUGCCCUGCGCUCGAGCCUGUGCGGCGCGACAGCGUCUCCACCAGGCUCCUGCGAUGCGCGCGGCGCGUGCGGGCCCUGGGAGGGGAGGCGGCCGAGGACUUCGCCAGAGGCUGGCCCCCGGCGCCUUUCCCAAGGCUUGGGCCCCGCAGCGACGCGAUGGAGGUCUACUGGAUCAACCGCCCCGCUGACUCGCGGCUGACCGGCCGGCUGUUCCUGGACGGGUCGGCCCUGGAGCCGGCGUUCGGAGCUUUGCGGCGCGCGGGCUGGGCGAUCGUCCAGACCGACGCCGACGGCAACCUUAUCGCGGCCGCCUUCGGCACGGUUCGCAGGGACCUCUGCCCGCAGCAGACGUCCAAGAAUGCGGAGGAUUUCGCGUGCUGGAUGCUGUGCGAGGUGGCGGGCCCUGGAGCCCUGGAGCUGAACAUUGAUUGCAGCUCCACGGUCGCCUGCCUGCGCAGAGGCAAGGCUUACGCGACCGCGGCUGGCAGGCCUGGAGCCCACUUGUGGUCGAGGUUUUUCGCCACCUUCGAGCCCGGCGACUACGAUGUCCGCAAGGUGCCAGCCCACUGCUCGAUGGUUCAGGUGCGCGAAGGGCGCCUGACGGAAGCGCAGCUCCGCGGCAACAGGCUGGCCGACGCCUAUGCCAAGCGCGGGGCCCAGUGCCAUGCCGUGGACCCCCAGGUGGUCAGGGAGUUCCACGGCUUCGUCGCGGUCUACAACGAGCUGGCCAGAUGGAUCGCGCGGGCCUCGGUGGAGCACCAGCGCUGGGAACACAAGGACGCCGAGGACCUCCCGGAGGGCGACGAGCGCAAGAGGCCGCUUGUCAGCUUCGCCGAGGGCAUCGCUGUUGCGACAGUCAUCGUCUUCGGCCACGCCCUGAGGUACGCCCGCUCGGGUGACGGCGACGACGAGGAGGAGCUGAUCGGGUGCCAGCACUGCGGGGCCUACAUGCAGCUGGGUGGGCGCAGCGGCGCCAGGCCUAAGCUGAAGGAGGCUUGCCCUGGCUGGCGGGGGGCCGACAAGGCCAUGCGUGCCCAGAGGAGCCAGUGGGAGCGCGGCCUUCACCCAAGAGGUCGGCGCCGCGAGCAGGGCGAGCGCAGGCUGCGCCCGGAGCCGCUCACCGAGGCCGUGGGGCUCCGCUACCUCGACUUGCAAGAGUGGUCGGCGGCCGCUGAAGCAGCUGCCGAGGAGCGCAAGCGGCGGCGCCUCAACCCUGAGGCCGCCGACGUCGACUGCGAAUUGUGA
Prorocentrum cordatum is the source of this 4590-nucleotide messenger RNA. The record is from the annotation of a GenBank genome assembly. Lineage: Eukaryota; Dinophyceae; Prorocentrales; Prorocentraceae.